Hypomesus transpacificus is the source of this 3467-nucleotide messenger RNA. RefSeq lists its product as uncharacterized. The record is from RefSeq and is a predicted model, not a curated record. Bases 48 to 1622 code for a protein of 524 amino acids. NCBI's taxonomy places the organism in Eukaryota, Metazoa, Chordata, Actinopteri, Osmeriformes, Osmeridae. The transcript is spliced from 6 exons.
UGGUGGGAGUGAGGGAGGGAGAGAGAGAGGGAGAGAAUGAGGGGCAGAUGGAGGAAGAGAUAGAGGGAGAAAGUGAUGGAGCUGAUGCUGACACUGUACAGACAGAGAAUGUCGACUGCAAUCUGGGCAUGGAAUGUUCCGGUACUGCAGGGGACCCAGUGCUUAUGGAUCAAGGAGAGACAGACUGUCUGGGUCUGAUAGAGAUCGAGGCGUUGGAGAGUGUGUUUGGUUGUUCUGCGGAAGUCCUUGAAGCGGUAGGUGAAGAUGAAGAGAAAGACUGUGUAUGUGAGGAAGAUGACCGUGACAAACCCGUCUGUGUGUCUGAAUCUAAAGUUUCAGCCGAGCCCAGCUCGCUCUCCUCUCCAGUACACGUGGAACUACAUCGUUUUGAGAGCUUAGGGAGAUCCACUUUUUCAAUCGUCCCACCCUUAGCCCCAGCCCCAAUACCGAUACCAGCCUCCACCCCAAGCCCUGCAGACCUCCAGAGAGGGGCUUUCCAGUCGAAGCGAUCCGUCUCAGUCCAGAUGCCCUCCUCCUUGUCCUCCUCCUCUCUCAGCACAUCACUUGUAUCCCAUGACAACGCCCUCCGACCCCUCCCCCAGAGUCACCUGCCAGACCGACGGAUUUCCCUCUCCAAAAGGCCGAGGUCAGACGCGGACUCGUAUGACGUCAAAGGUUCGGACUCCACCCCCGUCGUCAUGGAAACCAACGCCGCAACGCUCCCCGAGUGCCCCUCCUUCCCUCCCUCGCCCCCUCGUUGGCGGUCCCGGUACAGUUCCCAGAGGUCCGGAAGUUUCCGGGCGACGGCGGCCUCCCUGGACAAGGGGCUGUGUCAGGGGAAAGAGGGGGAAGGCGGGGGCGAGGACGAGGAGGUGGACGUGAGGUGGCGAGGCGCCCUGCGGGGGGGCACGGGAGCCUGCUGCUCUUGUGAACACCGCUGUAGCUGCUGUGCUCACAACAGCUGGCAGAAACAGCCCUCAACCUUCCCUUAUUCGGUGGAUGAACUGGAAGGGAUGAUGCGCUGUUUGAAAAAGUUCUGCAGUGUUCUCACUGACAUGGAGGAACGCCUGUCUGAGGACCAGGCCUCGGUCUACAGCUCACUCUCUCUCACAGACAGGGAGGAAGUGAGGGACAUCUUGGAGCUGAGGAAUGCAGUUAAACAGGAAGCAGGAGAGUUGGAGCUGCAACUCACUGACCUGGUCCAUCACUACGACGACAGCUUCAAAAUGAAGAUGAACAGGCUCCUGGAUGAGCAAUCGUUCCUCUGCUCCCAGCUCCGCCUCCUCCCCCCUGCCGCCACGCCCACACCUAGCCACACCUCCACCAGGAACGUAGCCACUCAGUGCUGCAUGUUGCCCUGCUCGCCUUUGACGGACAUAUCUGAGCCUCACCUCCAGUCCUCAGGAAGCACCCGGGACUUGGAUUCCAGACCGCCACUUCCUGUUUUGAACAGCACCGACGAGGGAUUGGACGGCAGCUCCACUUCCAAGUCGGACAAACUGGACUUUGUUGGUUUAUUGCAGAAAAAUGAUCUAGUUGAAGAAGUCCUUGCGCCAUUCCGUCAACACAGACUUGUUGGAAUGAAAGCUCACACUCCAGUCUUUGAGCUCUGUGUCUCCUGAGUGCUACACUGUCACGUCCAUGUGUACUUCAUCGACGUGGAGAGGAGGAAAAACACACUUCACCCACGGCCCAGGAUAUUACCCUGACAAACACGGGCUGGACUGUAAACAGUACACACACACACACACACACACACAUACACACACACACACACACACCCAGUAAGGUACAGGACAGGCAAUCUGUGUUUGUCAAGGAUGUUCUAUUCAUUUCAGGGUUGUGAAAUUUCAUUGACACUUGCAAAAUUCAAGAAUUCAAGAAGAAUUAAAAUGGUACAUGGAAAAGGUCCACAGUUUUGUAUGUUAUAAUAUUGUAACCGAAAAUCUCUCAUACAAGCCUGUGUGUGUGUGUGUGUGUGUGUGUGCGCGCGCGGUGGCGGUAAGGGGGUAGCACUGAAUCUAUCCCAGAAAUACACUCACCUCCACACUCAACACAGGAGGGAAAUGCCACUUGCCUCAGAACACUUUUCUUUCAGACAUCAAAGGGUUCUGGUUGAUUGAAACAUGAGUGUUUAUUUGUAACUAGAGGACAAUAGAGGCUGUGGAAAUAAUAUAUAACAUAAGGAUCAUGAGAAUAACAUUGAAAAGCUUGUUGGGAAAAAUUAUCGACCCCCAUAUUAAGUGCUCAUGGACAUUUUAAAAUGUUAAUCGUGCCGAAUUUAUAACAUUUACUUUUCAAUGAUUCUAUGAAAAAAUCUAAGCUUGAUUUGGCAAGGAUGUCCUCGCCAAAAUCCUUAGGUAUACCAGUAGAAGUCGUAGACGGUACAGAACUUUCACUCAUGAAAUGUUCCUUCUAGUAGCCUACAUAAACACUUUCUUUCCUGAUUCAUAAUUUUUCCAUCUUCAACAUUCGUCUUCAAAGAUUAUUUUCUUUCUAUGCUUUUCAUCUUCUAUAUGUUUAAAAUAUAAUUUCCUACUUCAUGAAAACAAUCUCCCUGUCUCUCCUCUUCUUUCUAGUUCUCUUUCCCCCUAUCUUCCUCCACAGAGAGCUCCACUUGUGUCCAGAAGGUUAUUGAACCUGUUGAAGAUUACUAAUUAGAGCGUCAUUGAAAUUCAUGUUUAAAAGCGAUCUAGCGGAUGGCGGAUGAGUACUUCUGGUAGUCGUGACAACCGGGUCUAAUGGUGACAGCGACGGAGGAUGCUCCUCCUCCGAGCUACAUAAACAGAGCUUUGAUCUGGCCUGACACUCGUCUGACUGUCAUCCUCUGGCGCUCUCCACCGGUCCGUCCGUCCGUCCGUUUGUCUGUCUGCUCACGGAACAGCAGGGGUAAGACAUAGCCUACUCUAUCUGUAUCAGUUCCCAACCCCCGGCUUUGCUCUGCAUUUCUGUUAAAGUUCUGUUCUUCUUUCUUGGCUGUUUUCCCCCUUUUCUGUGCUUUUUGUCUAAACUCAGUUUUAUGCCAUGCCAUUCUUAUACAGUCCUGAUCUAACUUUCAUUGUGUGCCGUUACUUACACUCUUUCACGUGUUUAAAGUUGUAGACAUAGAGACAAAGAGACUUUCCAUGUAAGCCUGUGUACUUUAUUUGAUGUUUAGUGUUGGCGGCCUUGUUCCCAAACAUUUCAAUAGACAAAUAGCCACAAACUAUGAGGAUUGUGAUUUUUACCUCCAAUUCACUGGAACAUUUUCUGAUUUGCAAUCUAAAGAUAAUAUACUGUUACAAGUAACCAGAAGAAUACACCAUAGUUAAUCAGACUUGAAAACCAAACCCCACAGACAAAGACGUCAGUUGGGUCUGAGAAGCCAUAUUGACACAGUCAUAAAUUAUGGAUCUGUAUGCAGGGUAUGAGAGAAAGAGAAAUAGAGGGAGAGAGACAUAGACAUAGACAUGGAGAGAGAGAGAGAG